AUGACGUGCGGGAACAGCCGCCGCACUUCCAAUAUUGCUGCAACUGGAGAACUUUUUGAUCUUGUAACUAGCAACAGCGCAACCGCCAACAUGCCUUUCACCAAACAGAUCAAGUCGAGCCCAUACUUCAGCCGCUACCAGGUGAAGUACAAGCGCAGACGUGCGGGUAAGACCGAUUACUACGCCCGCAAGCGCCUCACUACCCAGGCCAAGAACAAGUACAAUGCGCCCAAGUACCGUCUUGUAGUCCGCUUCACCAAGCGUGACAUCAUCUGCCAGAUCGUCAAGUCCGAGAUCGUCGGCGACAAGGUCUUCUGCGCUGCGUACGCCCACGAGCUCAAGCGUUAUGGUGUCUCUCACGGCUUGACAAACUGGGCUGCUGCCUACUGCACCGGUCUACUCCUCGCCCGCCGUGCCCUCAACAAGCUCGAGCUUGACGAUACCUUCGAGGGUGUGGCCGAGCCUGAUGGCGAGUAUAAGCUCACCGAGGAGGCCGAGAAGGAUGGCGAGACUCGUCGCCCAUUCAAGUGCUACCUCGACGUUGGCCUUGCGCGCACCAGCACCGGCUCUCGUGUCUUCGGCGCCAUGAAGGGUGCCUCAGAUGGUGGACUCUACGUCCCUCACGGUGAGAAGCGCUUCCCCGGCUACGACAUCGAGAGCAAGGAGCUCGACGCCGAGACCCUCCGAAAGUACAUCUUCGGCGGCCACGUCGCUGAGUACAUGGAGACCCUUGCCGACGACGAUGAGGAGCGCUACAAGGGCCAGUUCUCUGGGUACAUCGAUGACGAGAUCGAGGCUGAUGGGCUUGAGGAGCUCUACGCCGAGGCUCACAGCCAGAUCCGUGAGGACCCAUGGAAGAAGGAUGAUGAGGAGGGUGAGAAGAAGACUCGCGAGGAGUGGAAGGAGGAGGGCAAGAAGCACAAGCAGGCUAAGAUGACCAAGGAGCAGAAGCAAGAGCGCGUGCAGGAGAAGAUCCGUGCGUUGGCCAGCGAGUAG
This is a messenger RNA of Recurvomyces mirabilis, 996 nucleotides long. It is a transcript of the gene RPL5, whose product is annotated as 60S ribosomal protein L5. NCBI's taxonomy places the organism in Eukaryota, Fungi, Ascomycota, Dothideomycetes, Mycosphaerellales, Teratosphaeriaceae. Gene Ontology annotation, biological process: translation; ribosomal large subunit assembly. Gene Ontology annotation, molecular function: 5S rRNA binding; structural constituent of ribosome. Bases 1 to 996 code for a protein of 331 amino acids. The record is from RefSeq and is a predicted model, not a curated record. Gene Ontology annotation, cellular component: cytosolic large ribosomal subunit; ribosome. The transcript has 5 exons.